AUGGCUUGCGUGAGCAACCUCCCCGUCGUCGGGGCGCCUCGUGGAACCUCGGCUUCCGGCAGCCGUCGGCGUAACGCGCGUAUCAUGAAUAGGAUACAUCAUUCAAGGCUCGUGUCCACCGGAUCGAAGUUCGUCUGCGGCGGUGUCGGUGUAGUCGACCGCGACGCGAUGACAGCCGAAGCGACAGCUGCCUCUGAGUACGUCGCAGCCACCUGGCCGGAGACGAAGUCUUCGAUGCGCCACUGCGUCGUCGACACCCGCGGUGAGCACUUCCUGUAUCAGUUCAGCGAGGAUAAGCCCGAUGGUCUCCGCAUCGCGACUUUCAAGGCUGCUGGCGUCUGCGUGUACAUGUCUCGCCUGGCAAAGAACCUCGAGGUCGCGGCCGUACCCGAGAAGGAGGAGGUCAUUGUCACUACCGAAACUGUUCCUGAGCCCAUUGAAUCGGUAGUCGAACCCGUUGCCAAUGUUGCUCCGUCGAUCCCACCCACCCCCGUGCCGGAGCCUGAGACGCCGAGUGCUCGGGAUAUCACCUCGAAGCCGCCAACUGCGUCUUUCGGUGAAAACGCCGGAAAGAGCGGAGCCGCCGUGUUUGAGCGCGGCGGCGGCAUCGCUUCUUGGCACGGUUGGACGGAAGGGUACGAGCUCGACCUCGUUCUCGAGGUCGACGUUCCCGCAGAGAAAUCCACGGAUCCUAUCGCCGCGGGAGUCUCGUCUGUAUCCCGCGGGCGCCAGGCCCUGAAGAGCGGAGCCGCUGUGUUUGGGGACGGCGUCGGUACUAUAACAUUCAGCGAGGCCCAGUUGCAGACGGCUGUGUUCGAGCCCGAACCGGCAGCUCCCCCGAAGCCGAUGUUGACCGUGGGUGAGGCUCGAUCUGUCAGCAGCGGCGGUGUUGCAUUCGAGGGAGGAGCCGGGGUGGGAGGUGCUCGGUGGAGGUCCCCCAAUGCGCCGGAGAAGGUAUCCGAAUCUACCGCCGGCGCUGCGGACGCGUCUACCCAGCGCAAGGUUGACGUUCAGACUGUCGUCGUCUGGGGAUUGUGCGCCGCGAUUUUCGCGUACAAGAUAUUCUUUGCCCGUGUGUAA
Micromonas commoda is the source of this 1080-nucleotide messenger RNA. RefSeq lists its product with no specific name. The transcript has a single exon. The record is from RefSeq and is a predicted model, not a curated record. Bases 1 to 1080 code for a protein of 359 amino acids. NCBI's taxonomy places the organism in Eukaryota, Viridiplantae, Chlorophyta, Mamiellophyceae, Mamiellales, Mamiellaceae.